AACCCCUCCGAACACCUACUCUCGCAACUCAAAUCUACGAGGGAACAGAUCAGCCAACUCUCGGCGGCGGACGUCGCACGGAACCUAAUGUGGUCCAAACAGCGCUUUUAUGAGAAGGGCAAUAAGGCCGACUCACUGCUAGCACGUUGCCUCCGGAAAAAGCAGGACCAAAAAAAGAUCUCCAAAAUCAAGACCCAAAACGGAGAGCUAUCAACGGACUCCGAAAUCAUAGCCCGCGAAUUCCUAAAAUAUUAUUCCGACCUAUACAACCACAACACCACGACAUCAACAGGAGAAGCGGCGCACACGGACGCCAUAUCUUCCUUCCUGAAACCCCUCAACCUUCCCACCCUCUCUACACAGGAGCAAAACAGAUUAGAAGCACCCGUGGAG
Pelobates cultripes (western spadefoot toad) is the source of this 393-nucleotide messenger RNA. The record is from the annotation of a GenBank genome assembly. Lineage: Eukaryota; Metazoa; Chordata; Amphibia; Anura; Pelobatidae.